AUGAGUUGUUAUGUUGGAUUGUUAGUUCCGGUUGCAGGUGUAGUGUUAUUUGGAUCGUUAGUUCCGGUUGGAGCAGGUGCAGAUAAAUUUGGAUCGUUAGUUCCGGUUGGAGCAGGUGCAGAUAAAUUUGGAUCGUUAGUUCCAGUUGGAGCAGGUGCAGCAGGUGCAGAUAAAUUUGGAUCGUUAGUUCCGGUUGGAGGAGGUGCAGAUAAAUUUGGAUCGUUAGUUCCAGUUGGAGCAGGUGCAGCAGGUGCAGAUAAAUUUGGAUC
This is a messenger RNA of Racocetra fulgida, 269 nucleotides long. The record is from the annotation of a GenBank genome assembly. NCBI's taxonomy places the organism in Eukaryota, Fungi, Glomeromycota, Glomeromycetes, Diversisporales, Gigasporaceae.